UUGAAGACAGAUAUGAAUCAGGCACUAAAGGCACUAAGUUCGCCAACUUGCUCCACAAAUUCUCAGUCAUCUGCCAGUAAUGAUGGUGAUGAGUUGGCUGCCAAAUUGGCUCGAAGGAAUAUGAUCGCUGAAGGUGAACCAGUGGAGCAAGCAAAACCUCCUAAGCUUUCUGUCUAUUCCGAAUUUCACGAGUUUACACGAAAACAAAUCAAAUAUUUCAUGGAAACAUUUAAGAAGUAUGAUGUAGAUCACGAUAAUUACAUCGAUUUUAAUGAACUGAAACGGAUGAUGGAGAAAUUGGGUGAAGCGCAAACACAUAUCGCGCUAAAAAACAUGCUUAAAUUGGUGGAUGAAGAUCAGGAUGGUAAAGUAAGCCCACGUGAGUUCAUGCUUAUAUUUCGUUAUGCAUCAACCGGUCAACUGUCGUGCGCAAAAGUUUUCAAUGCAUUAGCUGCAUCGGUGGAUGUUGUCAAGGAAGGAGUACAUGCUGCUGCUGAUUUCUUCGAAGCUAAAAUCGAAGAACAAACAAAACUGAGCAGAUUUGAGGAAGAAAUUCGAGCUGAGCAAGAAGAAAAGAAAUUACAACAAGCCGAGAAAAGCGAACGUCGACAGCAGUUCCUUGCAAAUAAAGCAGUUUUCAUAUGAACUGAACUUUGCUAUUAUAAUUUGAUCGCAAACUUUUAAAAUUUUACAAUUAAACAUAUUAAAGCUAUUAAGUAUAUGAUGAAUUGAAUGAAUUCCCCUCAAUUGUUUGUGUUAUUUGAGGUAUUACUGAAGUUUUUUUUUCU
Molecule: messenger RNA, 788 nt
Organism: Loa loa (African eye worm)
Lineage: Eukaryota; Metazoa; Nematoda; Chromadorea; Rhabditida; Onchocercidae
Exons: 5
Coding region: 13-645 (210 amino acids)
Molecular function (GO): calcium ion binding
Source: RefSeq, a predicted model, not a curated record